AUGCAUAUUACAAGUCUGUGCUACUAUCCUCACAAACCAUGUAUUCUUCUCCGGUUUCAAAAUCUCACAGUCCUACUCGAUUGUGCCGUGGAUUUCUCAUCGUUCAAUCAUUUUCUGCCAUAUGUUUAUGAUGAAAGAUCGCGGUUGAAGAAUCUUCCAUCGUUUCAUGGUGAUACACUUUCAUAUCUUAAGCAGUUGAACGAAAAUGUUUUCGUAGAAGCUGUCCCAGAAGUCCACCUUGUGCCGGUUCGUCCUUUUCCAUAUUUUUUCGCCACUGUUCUGUUCACUUCAAGAACAGUUGGUGGGGACUUAGUAUUAUUUUCUUAUGAUCAUAAACUCGAUUGA
Cooperia oncophora is the source of this 345-nucleotide messenger RNA. The record is from the annotation of a GenBank genome assembly. Lineage: Eukaryota; Metazoa; Nematoda; Chromadorea; Rhabditida; Trichostrongylidae.